CCCGGGGUGCUCUUUCCUCGCUCGCGUGCGCUGAUCAACUCAGCCUCCGAUCGCCAACGUUUUCAUGCGGAUAGCCACUCGGUUGUAAACUGCACGGCAUCGCCUCUGUUGCUCGGUUUGGACCUCUAGAUUCGCCAAUUGCUCCUCCCAGCAGCGAUCCGGCAUCUCUCCACUCUUCCGUGACACUUUCACCCCGCACUUGCCAUUCGGACGAACCGCCUACCCGGCACUCAGUGUCUGUGUACGCAGUUGACGGCACCUCUCCACCAUUGGACUUGCCUCCCUUUGGACGGCAUUCGAGUGCAUUGCUUCCGUCUAGCGGUUCAUCUUAGCCACUCAUCGCCGUCCUUGCCUCAGCAGGUCGCUGCCCUCACGUUGCGUGCCUUCAACUGCACCUAUACGUGACAGCCGCCGUCCGCUACCAUGGCAGCCGUCGUCGCGAGAGCACCGCCCAUGCCGGGUCGCUCUUCUACGCCCCCGCCGCACUUGACGCUGAAUACAACCUCGCGGGGUACUCCCCAAGCCAUCCCGAACAAGCACAUUCCCGUGUGCCCGCCUGGCCCUGUGCCCGAUCGCGGGCUGGUCACACCUCCUGCAUCACCUCCUACCAAGGACAGCGUGAUCGAGACCACGUCCAUCACUUUCCCGCCGACAAAGUAUGGCUGCGAAUACUCGGAAGAUCCUCCGAUUUUCACCAUCAAUGCGCAGCAUUUUGCAGAGGCAGUAGAUCACAUGGCGACACAGCCGCUACCUAACACCGAACACGUAUUCCCAUGGCUACACGGUCUGCACGCAGAGAAUCAGGUUCAGUUGGCUUUCUUCACCAAUCGUCGGAAGAGCGUUCGCAAGGUGCCGCGGUGCCUCCGAAGCCUCACAAUCGUCAAAACGGGCGGAAACCUUGCUGCUUCCAAGCUGAAGGGUGCUAUUGCACCCGACGAACUUCUUGCUCCGGGCGACACCAGAUUUAUUGAGUGCGACCCCAAGGAUGGGUUUUCCGUUCGCAACUUUCAGAUUCAAGCCUGUAAGCUAGCUACGGUCUCCGAUAUCAUUGUGUACGGCGACACCAGGACCAGCCCUAGUGACACCAUUGCCCUCGCGAAGCGGCUUUCCAAAGCGCAGCGACAUUACGAAGCGAGGAACGGCUUCCCGCGUUGCUCAUUCAAUACGUUCAUGCUGUCAGACCCUUUCAACCAUGUGCAAGAACAGUACCCUCAUCUAGUCGCCAUUGACUCUAAGGGUGGCAUGACGGGCAACGUCGUCGACUUCUUCUACUGGGAGAGGUACGAGAUGUGCGCAAUGUCGAAGUCAUCUGAGAUAUCCGGUAAUGUAUUCCUUGGACCGACACCGGACCCCGCCCUGGACCCAUCUUGUGUCGACCAAGUCUACGAUGUACUCAUCGAGGCGAGCGACAUUGCACGCGUCCCAGAUAUGCCGACGUUACGGAAAGCCCGUGCUAUGUUGGAGAAGAAGGAUCGUAGAGGUCCACUUCAAAUGGAUUUUCCAUCUUCUGGAAGCAUCAUGCCACCAUCGUGGUCUCAUGCUGAGGUGGAUGGUCUGAUGGAUACCUGUAGAUGGAUAUACGAAAUGGCGAAUCCGUCCGAGCUACGACGCUCCAAGCGCAAGAAGAGCGAGACAGACGAGGCUAUUGAGUUAGACGACAUUGCAUCACCGAAGAAGAUCCUGAUACACUGCACAGACGGGUAUACGGAGACAUCGUUGCUCGGUAUAGCCUAUUUCAUGUAUGCUGAGGGUGUACCCGCGCAUGAAGCUUGGGUUCGAUUGCACCGGGAUAAAGGCCGAAACUUCUUCGCUUACCCGACCGAUGUCUCGCUUCUCACUCAGAUCCAAGCCCGUAUUCUUCAAGACUCGCCACGUUUUCAAGAUAGCCUUUUCCAUAUCCAGGAGCCCCGGUGGUUGCCGCGCAUUGACGGAAGUCUGCCUAGCAGGAUUCUUCCAUACAUGUAUCUCGGCAAUCUCGGCCAUGCAAAUAACCCCGAGCUACUUCGUGAAAUGGGUAUAACGCGUAUCCUCAGUGUGGGUGAGGCUCUCACCUGGCCGGACGAUGUCAAAGAAAGCAUCGAUUGGCCGACCAAGAAUCUCAUGAUGAUCGACCGUGUUCAGGAUAACGGUGUCGAUCCACUCUGGGACGAGUUUGACCGCUGUCUGAAAUUCAUUGAAGCAGGAAAGCAAGACGGAGGAGCUACCCUUGUGCAUUGUCGGGUCGGCGUGUCUCGGUCAGCUACUAUAUGUAUCGCCGAAGUUAUGAACGAGCUGGGCCUCUCAUUUCCAAGAGCAUACUGCUUCGUGCGGGCGAGGCGCCUCAAUGUCAUUAUCCAACCUCAUCUUCGAUUCACGUACGAAUUGUUGAAGUGGGAAGAGUACCAGCGUCAGCGACGCAACGAGCCUCUUCGCCGCGAACUAGAGUGGGCGACUAUUGCGCGCGAGAUCGCGCUGAUGAACAAGCCGUACUCCAGGUAAUAUGUUCUUCUACAUGUGAUCUUCACUACAAUACGAGUUACGAUAUCAUGAUACGGUAAUGUUACGAUUCACGGAAACGAUAUGCACCAGAUUUGUUUGCCAGGCUACGACAAUGGUCUUCGCGACAUGGGAUCAUG
Messenger RNA from Paraphaeosphaeria sporulosa, 2615 nucleotides. RefSeq names its product dual specificity protein phosphatase-like protein PPS1. The transcript has 3 exons. Gene Ontology annotation, biological process: protein dephosphorylation; nuclear DNA replication. The record is from RefSeq and is a predicted model, not a curated record. Bases 424 to 2478 code for a protein of 684 amino acids. Gene Ontology annotation, molecular function: protein tyrosine/serine/threonine phosphatase activity. NCBI's taxonomy places the organism in Eukaryota, Fungi, Ascomycota, Dothideomycetes, Pleosporales, Didymosphaeriaceae.